AUUGGAAGUUCCUGGCAGCCCUGGCUUCCGACCCCUGGCCCCCGGACCCGAAAUGGUCCCAUUUUAUUACAUAAGGCACCUCAGUACAUAUGUACUUGAGUUGCAGAUCUUAACCAUAUAUGGAAGAUUCGGAGCCGGGACCACGCAUUUCAAGCUAACCCUCAGAUGAUUGAUAUCCGCUAACCAGAUCCAGGUUCAGGGACCCAGAAUCAAGAACCAAUCAAACCACAUUUUUACAUCUCAGCCUUAAACGAUUUUCGACAGAGCCUCGAAAUUUCAACCUCAGAGAAGUCCUCCAACCAUUAUCCUCGCCUCUUUCUUAUACCGUCGCAUCGCAUUCCCCGCGAUUGGUACCCUGCGUUAAGGGUAUAUAUCGACCGAGAUGAUUCAACUUAAGACGAUGCUUAAUUGCAUCGACAACUCGGGUGCCGCCUUAGUCGAAUGCGCUCUAGUCAUCGGCCAGAAGAGACAUGCUACGAUCGGUGACAGGAUAGUAGCUAUCGUCCAGAAGCAACGAGGAGCUAGCGACGCCGGUAUGAGUACUGCAUCUGCCACGAACAAGGUGAAGCGCGGCGACAUUAGACACGCUAUCAUCGUCCGUACCAGGAAACAAGUCCAGCGUCCCGACGGCAGCGUUGUGCGUUUCGACGACAAUGCUUGCGUCUUAAUCAACAAGGCGGGAGAUCCAAUUGGCACUCGUGUAAACGGUGUAGUGGGAACGGAAUUGAGGAGACGCGGAUGGAGCAAGAUCUUGAGUAUGGCGCCUGCUCAUGCGUAGAUGUUAUCUCAGAAGGAAAUAUACCUGGACGAUAUGAGAGUACGAAUAACGUGAAUGGACAAGGGCAUAUAAAACCGAUACCGAUAAACAAUAAAAAUGGUCUUAAAAUCCGGUAAAGGAUGGCAGAUGGACAGGCAUUACUAGGUCACAAGUUGUACCAAUCUUGUACUAUAUGUAACGCGCAUGGAGAAGGCAUUGGAAGGGUGUACUGGCACAACUCGGAGACUAGCUUGCACAUAAUGCCGAAAUCGUAAUUUACUCCCCUGAUCGAAUUUACGAAAUAUGAAGUUAUCACGCUACAUUGUUGAUAGUACUUAUUUUGCUUGUACUACAGAUUCCAC
Molecule: messenger RNA, 1119 nt
Organism: Annulohypoxylon maeteangense
Lineage: Eukaryota; Fungi; Ascomycota; Sordariomycetes; Xylariales; Hypoxylaceae
Product: 50S ribosomal protein L14
Exons: 3
Coding region: 383-778 (131 amino acids)
Biological process (GO): translation
Cellular component (GO): ribosome; mitochondrial large ribosomal subunit
Molecular function (GO): structural constituent of ribosome; large ribosomal subunit rRNA binding
Source: RefSeq, a predicted model, not a curated record